AUGGACAAUGAGAAAUCUUUGAUGCUGCGAUCAAAAAACUGGCAGCUAACUCGCGCCACUGAUUAUGCCCUCUUUCACUGUGACACAAUCAAUGUUACAGUGGCGUGGGGAGCCAACCGAGCCGAUGCGCCAUUAAUUCGCAUCCAAAACCAUGAAAUGAGUGAACUGGAGAAAGCUUUGGAACGUCUGGAUUACCUACUCAGUCAUGUUCGAUGUGUUCGCACACUCACACUGAAUAUGGAGACCUCGGAAACCCGUUCCAUCAACGCCAUCAUCGAGAGGUUCCUGGAUGCAGGUAAGACCGGUUUUGUUUUCUUUUGUUGUGGUUUACAACGUUUCCUGGAAACGACUUUCUUUGUCCCAGAAACCGCGGAUGAUGAUGAAUCCAUAAGCAAUUUCUUUGUCGCAGAUUAGUUACCUCUCGCUUUCAGAAAAUGUGCGACUAGAGGUGUUGAAAGUGAGACGGCGCUACGUGGGUCAGCGGAUCGACCUGCUUCCCGACCUUCUCUGCAUGAACGCCGAGACCCUGCGCGAGGUCGGGAAGAUCGGACUCAGCGAAGCGACAGAGGGAUUCAACGAUAAGAUCCGCCUGAACCGACUCUCGUUGAUGAACUUCGACUUGAUUGAUGAUGGAGAACUCGAAAGCUCAACUUUAGCCGAAAGAACACGCAUCCACAUCAGGAGGUUAGGAGGAAUCGGCGCCAAGUUCCAGCACCUUUCGUACACCACAUACAGCGGAUUCGACCUCUCGCGCAACCCGGCCCUUUUUAUGUUGAAACAAUGCGAAGUCCGUUCCAUCAGAUUAACAAUGCAAAAAGGAGCAGCAAUAACUUCAACUCCCAUGCAGCCAGUUCAACCUCUUCUGGAUACCCUAGAACGACUCGAACUGAUUGGAAGUCUGAGUGCUCCGAAGGAACGACUAAGUGCACUAUUCCCUAAUUUGGAUUACUACGAUUAUCAACGACAAGACCUCGCAACGGGAGGUCAGACAGCAAUGGCGUGCUAG
Molecule: messenger RNA, 1006 nt
Organism: Bursaphelenchus xylophilus (pine wood nematode)
Lineage: Eukaryota; Metazoa; Nematoda; Chromadorea; Rhabditida; Aphelenchoididae
Source: the annotation of a GenBank genome assembly